Messenger RNA from Stegostoma tigrinum, 4623 nucleotides. RefSeq names its product adenylate cyclase type 10-like. Gene Ontology annotation, biological process: cyclic nucleotide biosynthetic process; intracellular signal transduction. Lineage: Eukaryota; Metazoa; Chordata; Chondrichthyes; Orectolobiformes; Stegostomatidae. Gene Ontology annotation, cellular component: cytoplasm. The transcript is spliced from 30 exons. Gene Ontology annotation, molecular function: adenylate cyclase activity. The record is from RefSeq and is a predicted model, not a curated record. Bases 1 to 4623 code for a protein of 1540 amino acids.
AUGGACUACAUUCCCACUCGGCAUGCUGUCAGCUUCGUCCGACCACUCACACGGCUGAGGGUCGGCAAGCAGAAAUCCAUUUUUGCCGGCACCUAUAAAAUCUGCAAACUUGCUGCCAAUGUGCCAGACCUGGUGGUCUAUGAGGGGGUGGACCGACCCAUCCCUGAUGUGGAACAUUUCCAUGGAGUCCUGCUCUUCGCUGACAUUUCAGGGUUCACCAGUCUAACUGAGAUAUACACGCUGAACAGCAAGAAAGGCAGUGGAGCUGACCAUCUGACCAGAACACUCAAUGGAUACAUCUCAGAGAUUGUGGACCAUAUUCUUCGAGCAGGGGGAGAUAUUGUAAACUAUGCAGGUGAUGCAAUGUUGGCACUAUGGAGAGAGAGAAGGAAAGAACUGAGUGAAAUUCUUACUUUAGCUGUAAAAUGUAGUCUAAAUAUCCAGGAUAAAUGUGAUAACAAGGAAACCGAAGUUGGAGUCAAACUCAGAGUGAAGAUAGGUAUUUCAGCAGGAAAGCUUUCCAAAAUAGUAAUGGGUGAUGAAGAAUCUCGCUAUUAUGCAUUGAUUGGUCGAGCAGUAGAUGAAGUUCGGAAAGCUGAAGGACUUGCUUCAGCUAACACAAUUAUUUUAUCUCCAAAUGCAUGGGAGCUGUGUGAUAGAGAAAAUCUUGUUGUUGAAAAGAUCGAAAAUGAAAGAGCUGUGAGGGUGCGGUACAUUAAAAGGGACCCUCACUUUUCAGUGGAAGACUAUAUAAAAUCUUUUGGAACCCAUUUGGAGUAUCAAGAAGUUGGUGUUAGCAAAAAGGCAAUAAGAAAAACAUCAAAGUUAUUGCCAAACGUACAACUUGAAUCUGUCCUCCGUAAAUAUCUCCUGAAAACAGUUUUACUAAAGAUUGAUGAUGCAGUGCCUUUGGACUAUUUGUCUGAAAUGCGGCCUGCAACAGUGGUGUUUGUGAAUCUACAGUUUGUGGAAAGUGCAACUAUGUAUCAUCAGUGCCAAUCUAUACAGGCUUGUUGCGUUGGAAUUAACAAUGAAUUCAAACUUUAUCGAGGAAGGAUAAAUAAGGUCUUUAUGUUUGACAAGGGCUGUACAUUUCUGUGUUGUUUUGGCCUUCCUGGUGACAAAGGAGAAGAUGAAUGUGCAAAUGCUUUACAAUGCGCACAUAAUGUUCAUGAAUUCUGUAAAAAACUUAGAUAUGUCAGUGUAGCAUCUAUUGGCGUCUCAACUGGUCCUCUAUUCUGUGGAGUAGUUGGGCAUCCUCUACGCCAUGAAUAUACAGUGAUUGGCCGCAAAGUAAACUUGGCAGCACGACUGAUGAUGCACUACCCUGGUGUGGUUUCUUGUGAUGAAGAGACACACUAUCAUGCCAAGAUGCCAGCUUCCUAUUUUAUAGAACUUCCCAAACGAUCUAUGAAAGGUGUGGCAAAUCCAGGUACCAUUUACCAGUACCUCUCCAAAAAACACCAAAAAAUACUUGGGAAACCUCGAAUUACUGUUGAAAAGGAAGAAGAUUAUCCACUUCUAGGCCGUGAGAAAGAGAUGAAGAUUUUCCAAAAGGCCCUGAAAAGGUUUAGCUCAGUAAAAGCUCGUCGUUCUGCUGACUGUUGCCAGGUUAUUAUGUUUGAGGGAACAGUUGGAUGUGGAAAAAGCAGACUACUAGCUGAAAUUAUCCACACAUCACAAACAGAAGGGAUGAGAGUCUUACCUUUUGAACUGGGGAAAAUGGAUAUCACAGAGCCCUACUAUACUAUUCAAACUAUGAUGGCUCUGCUACUGCAGGUGAACCACUGCAAAAGUUACGUAGAACGAGAAAGGGUUUUACUGACCAAGAUAACAAAACCGGAGUUAAUAGAAGAUCUAUGCCUUUUAAAUGACCUUCUUUUUGUAAAGUUUCCAAUUUCAGAAAAAGUCUCUCUCAUGGACAGUAGGACCAAGCACAGGGCAUUUAGAAAUUAUGUGAUUGCAAUAAUCAAGCAGAGUGUUGAAACAGAUAUAGGCCUACUAGUCAUUGACCAGGUUCAAUACAUCGAUACACCAUCAUGGGAACUUAUCUUGCAAAUGCGUGCUAGUCUUCCUUUGUUCAUGGUCAUGGCACUGAGACCAUUUACUGUAGAAAAACCACCCUGUCAAGCUGCUAUAAUGGUCAUGAGGAGCCAAAGGACUCUGUAUGUCAAGCUUACAGGCUUGGAUCCAAGUAUAAUCCGUCCACUUGCCUGUCAGAUCCUCGGAGUGAUUAGCAUUCCACGAGAGCUGGAGACGUUAUUGACAGAACGCAGCUAUGGUGUACCAUACUACUGUGAAGAAAUACUUAGAAGUCUUUAUUAUAGUGAUCUCAUACUCCUAGAGCCAUUAGAUGAGGAUGAUGAAGACGAAAGCGAUGCUGUAUUUACUUUCAGUAGAAAGAAGAUAGUUGUGCCUCCUGAUUCAAAUUUGCAAAGGGAAAACAGAAAAAAAAGCAAAUUAUUAAAUCUUACUGAUAUGGAAGGGCACAAAUGCCGCAAAAUAAUAUCACUAGACCGAAAUGCUUCCGCUGGAAAUCAACAGUUUAUAUGUACUAUUGGAGAAACAGUAAAUCUACAGGAAAUUACAAUUCCACUUACACUUAAAGGUAUAGCCUUAGCGCAACUUGACCAAAUGAAUACUACGGAGCAGGUGAUUGUGAAGUGUGCAUCCAUCAUUGGACAUACUUUCACCACUAAAAUGCUUCGGUACAUCUUACCUGAAGGUGCUGAACUAAAAUUGAAUCAAUCACUUAUCUCUUUGGUAAAAUCACGAACCUUUGAGUGUGCAUCAAAGACUGAUGAAGGCUUUACUUCACCGAUGGAUGAAAAUGAAGAUGCCCACCUCCUGCAGUGUUUCUGUGUUCAUAGUGCUGAAUCUGACGAGCAUCUACAUGAAGAUGAUAGUGAUGAGAAAGGUGAAUAUGUGGAAAUUUGCAAUCCAAACAAAGAAAGAACUGUUUUGUGGAGAUGUAAAUUCAUGCGAUUCUGCAUUGCACUUGUGCAUGAAACAGCGAAUGAUCUGUGGCUAAAGGAGCAGAAGAAAUCACUUCACAUGAAGUGCACUAAAUUCCUGGAAAAUGCAGCUCGCAAAUGCAACAGUUGUGGAGAAGGUGACUUCAUAUAUCAGCAUCGAAAAAUGGUGACAUUUUCUGUUCGUGAAAGUGAAAGCAUCAUCCAAAGACGAAAAGACCUAUAUGCUACAGUUAGUCUUGCAACUGUACAAAGUCAUUCUCCAGACAGCCAGCAAGAGAUUGAUGUGAAAGAUUUAUAUCCAAGUACAUCUUCUGGAUUGCACAUGGUUGCAUCAGGCAUUAUUGGUGCAAAGUCCUCUCGGCAUUCUGAUCAAGUUCCAGUCAUCAAAAGUAUGCAAGUAUCAGUCAACAGUCAUGAUUUUGGAUUCAUUGUAAAGAUGGAUAAGAUCCUCAGAAACUGUGAGGGGAUUGAUAACCUGUAUGCCAAUGACUGUGAAUGUAAACCAAUAAUGGAUUCUGUGUACUGUUCCCUUGUUCGUCACUGGAUGGGAGCUGGAAAUGUGGUUAAGACGUUCUUCUACCUACUUGAAACUGCAGCAGCGGCUUUGUAUUUAUCCAAUAACUUGAUGGCCCUAUCUUAUCUAACAGAAGCAGAAAAUAUCCUUACUUUAUUACGCAAAGGCAAACCACCUUUUGAAUAUGCUGAUGUCACAAAGGAUACUAAGAUUGUUCCUUUUGAGAAGGCCUGUUUACAUAGCCUCAAAGCAGAGGUACAACUUAGUAUGGGCCAUCUUGUAGAAGCAGAGGUCCUGUUUAAGAAAAGCUUAACGCUGUUGAACAAAAAAUUUCCAAGCUUUGCUGUAUCACAAGCAAUUGUGUAUUUAAUCGAAAAUUACAAAAAUUCUAAGAGACAUCGCGACAAAGAAGAGCUAACAGGCAUUACUGAUGGUCAAAUAUCGCCUAUCGUUUAUCAGCAGAUUCGAUGCCUAUCAUUUUUAUGGCAGAUAUACUGCCUUCAGAAAUACACAAUGUGCAAAUUGCCUGCAAUGGUCACAAUACUACUGGAAGUGAACACUGCAGAAAUCUCCAACAAUGAAUUUAAGAUUAUUUCCGCAUACAUUGAUUCUUUCCGUUGUUAUUAUUUUGUUGGUCUUAAAGAGAAGAGUACAAAAAUGGAAAAGUUAGCUCUCCAGAAGUGUCUUGUACUUAACAAAGAUCAGGAAGGAUUAUUAAUGAUGGGUCAUUUAGUAUGUGCACUUUCAGAAAUGAAGUUCUGCACUGGACAGCUUGCUGAAUCUAUUGAGUAUGGACGCCUGGCACAUAAAAUUGCUGGAAUAAUAAAUAAACCAAAUAUUGACGUUGUCACAAUUCCUUUUCUGACCAAAGCCUUGCUACUCACUGGCAGAUUAUUACUGUCUCUGCUGUGUCGAAAAAAAACGGUCUUUGGACAUCCUAAAGAUAAACAUGUUGCUCUGUUCUUCUAUCUAAUCUGGCUGCUGGCGUCCAAAGUAUUUAUUUUGAUUACAGGUUUCGCACUGAGGCCAUUUGAUGAAUGCCUUGCUUUUAUCAAUGGAGUAAUUGAUGAUCCGGUUUUAAAGUCUGAAAAGAACUUGAUGCUUGCGCUUUAUUCAUCAGUAGCACUCUGGUAA